CUAUUAUUAUUCAUUCUCUCCACAGAUGUUUUGUAUGCCCAGGAGAAUGCCCUUUCUGGUCCCAACCGCCUCGAUUGUGUCAAGGCGAGUGAGCAGUGUAUGAAGGGGCAAGGAUGCAGUACCAAGUAUCGGACAAUGAGACAGUGCGUUGCUGGAGGGAAGGAGAGAAACUUUAGCAUGGUGGCUGGACUGGAGGCGCAGGACGAAUGUCGGAGUGCCAUGGACGCAGUCAAGCAGAGCCCCCUGUACAACUGCAGGUGUAAAAGGGGCAUGAAGAAAGAGAAGAACUGCCUUCGCAUCUAUUGGGGAAUUUACCAGACUUUGCAGGGUAUGCACUAUCAUUACAGUUGGCUACAACACAGCAACCACACAAUAAUUGUCAGAAGUCAAUAAAGAUGUUUUUAAUCCAAAACUCCCAUACCUGCUGUAAUGUAUUAACGGACCAUGUAAACUGCUAAAGCAAAAACAGAUUCAGGAAGAAAACACCACAUUAUUAGGUGCGUAAACUUCCCUGCCAGUGCAUACUGGGAAUGGUAAUGUCCUUAAGACAUCUCUUGGAAUGAAUCGAGUGUAAAGCUCCUUUGCACUCAUCAUCUUAUAGUUGAUCAUACACAAAAAUUGUACUGCUUAAUGCCAGUGGCCAGUGGGGCAGAAUGGGUUCUCAGUUGCGCAACUGACCGAUAUGCCUAAUCAACUGUAGGCUAAUGAGUUGUAGGGCAGCAUGGAAAUUGACUGACCCAGAUAUCCAUCCCAUGUGUCCUUGCAUGGCUGCGUGUCGGCUGUGUUUACACAGGCAGCCCAAUUCUGAUAUUUUUUUCACUAAUUUGUCUUUUUACCAAUCAGUUCAGAAAAAUAUCUGAUGUGAAAAUAUCUGAUGUGAUUGGUUAAAAUACCAAUUAGUGGAAAAAAUAUCAGAAUUCGGCUGCCUGUGUAAAGGCAGCUGUUAGACAGCCAGCCCAAUUAUGAUCUUUUUUUCACUAAUUGAUCUUUUGAUCAAUCAGAUCAGAUCUUUUCACAUCAGAUCUUUUUCAGAGCUGAUCUGAUUGGUCAAAAGAAGUCUAAACGCAGCCCAUGGUAGCUCACAAACAUUUAGUGAAAACAAUAACCCAAGUGCAUGCUCUUUAAAUGAAAUCUAUCUAUCUAGCUAUACUGAACAAAAAUAUGAACGCAACAUGCAACAACUUCAAAGAUUUUACUGCGUUACAGUUCGUAUAAGGAAAUCAGUCAAUUUAAAUACAUUCAUUAGGCCCUAAUCUAUAGAUUUCACAUGACUGGGAAUGCAGAUAUGCAUCUGUUGGUCACAAUAUCUAUUUUUUUAUGUAAGGGUGUGGAUCAGAAAACCAGUCAGUAUCUGGUGUGACCACCAUUUGCCUCAUGCAGCACGACACAUCUCCUUCGCAUUGAGUUGAUCAGGCUGUUGAUUGUGGCCUAUGGAAUGUUGUCCCACUCCUCUUCAAUGGCUGUGUGAAGUUGCUGGAUAUUGGCGGGAACUGGAACACGCUGUCGUACAUGUCGAUCCAGAGCAUCCUAAACAUGCUCAAUGGGUGACAUGUCUGGUGAGUGUGCAGGCCAUGGAAGACCUGGGACAUUUUCAGCUUUGUUUCAGAACAUUCAAUUAUCUGGCAACAGCUCUGGUGGACAUUCCUGCAGUCAGCAUACCAAUUGGACGGCCCCUCAAAACUUGAGACAUCUUGUGUUGUGUGACAAAACUGUACAUUUUAGAAUUGCCUUUUAUUGUCCCCAGCACAAGGUACACCUGUGUAAUGAUCAUGCUUUUUAAUCAGCUUCUUGAUAUGCCACACCUGUCAGGUGGAUGAAUUAUUUUGGCAAAGGCGAAAUGCUCACUAACAGGGAUGUAAACAAAUUUGUGCACAAAAUUUGAGAGAAAUACGCUUUUUGUGCGUAUGAAAAUAUUCUGGGAUCUUUUAUUUCUGCUCAUGAAACAUGGGACCAACACUUUACAAGUUGCGUUUAUAUUUUUGUUCAGUGUAUCUGGUUGUCUGCAACAUUUACAUGCCUAUUAAAACUGCAAGAGUAUGUUAAAAAUCACAUUGUAUUUCAUUAUUCCUUUCAGGGAACGAUUUCCUGGAGGACUCUCCUUACGAGACCAUGAAUAGCCGCCUCUCUGACAUAUUCCGACUGGCCCCCAUUAUUUCAGGUAAGGUCAUGAAUUUAUUAAGAGUUUAUGAUGGUGCCACUUAUUGCGAAGUUCAUGGAUGGACGCCUGGCUUCUUUGUGAAUGUAUACAGAUUAAAUGCUGGCUGUGCAUGAUCUUAGUACAAUUGUGUUUAAAACAUUUUACAAUCCUCACACUUUCCCUAUUUCGCCCCAAUGAAAUGCAUGCCCAUUGUAAGUGAUCUUGCAUGGAGAUCUAUAGUUCUGAGUGUUCACUGAGAGCUCAACACAGUGUGGUGGUGUGGAGUUGGAAAAAUUGAAAAAUGCGUCGGGUUGCAGCAUAGUUUAUUGGGCUGUGUUUAAGUCAUACAUCCUCUGUUUAAAUCGUACAUCGUGGUCAACAAUUCGAUCUGCACAUUGGUAGUUUAUGAGCCACCUCUAGAUGGCAAUAUUCUCCCUUAUUUACGAUCGCACAGGCGCAAUCCAUUGAUGCUAUAGUGGCCUUUCUGACUUUACCUUGGUCUUUGUUGAGAGGAACUCCCAUCCAGUGCGCGUGAGGUGGCAUAUUGUGUGGCUGGAAUAAGAGAGUUUGAGAUUUGUUUAAUAAGCACAUGGAAAUGUUACACAGAGAUUUGGCUCUAUUUAGAUUUGCAAUGGGAUUGUGAAUAUAAAGGGAAGGUGCUUCUUAUUUCCUUUUGAAAAGCUCUUUAUGUUGAUUGACGUUUGCAAAUUAUUUCUUAGCGAUGGGUCCCACAGAUCAUCCAUUCCUCCUCAUUACGGGAUAUUUAUGGGCCAGGCAGGGUAAGGGAGAAUAAUAAGGGUGAGAGGGGAGACAGGACGGGUGUCAGGGAGGUUUAGGUCAACACAGUGCCUCUCACAACCCAUACUCCCAGGCAGCCCUAUAACAUGUAUGUCUCAGUAAGGCUUAAAGGACUCAUAGUAAGGAAUAAAGGGAGGCAUUGUGAGAUGUAAUGAAUCUGUAAUAGGCCCCUGCUUGGGACCUGAGCCUCAUAAUCUCCAGUGACAUUGGGCAUUCUCCUCAGAACCCUCCUGAUUAUAGUGAGGUUUAUUCCUGAUCUUUCCUACACACCCCCAGGCCCCACAGUCCUCAUUCCCACCUCUACUCUGGGUACUGUAGGCCUCUGAUGGACUAAACCAGACAUAAAGCUGGAACAAUAUCAGUGAAGCUUAUAGGGUACACAGCUGCCUUAAAGCACACUGGAUGUCCUUUAUUCUUAUUAAGAGAAAAUAAAAGAAUAGUAUUAGAACAGCAGCUGAAAUGUUUAAGAGGAUGUGGAGAGCUCCGAGCGUGAUUGCAUGAACAUUCACACACACACUUUUUCAAACAUGCAAUACCAGUCAAAAGUUUGGACACACCUACUCAUUCAAGGGUUUUUCUUUAUUUUUACUAUUUUCUACAUUGUAGAAUAAUAGUGAAGAAAUCAAAACUAUGAAAUAACACAUGUGGAAUCAUGUAGUAACCAAAAAAGUGUUAAACAAAUCAAAAUAUAUUUUAUAUUGGAGAUUCUUCAAAGUAGCCACCCUUUGCUUUGAUGACAGCUUUGCACAGCACGGACAUGUGCGUACACACACAUACACAUACACACACACACACACACACACACACACACACACACACACACACACACACACACACACACACACACACACACACACACACACACACACACACACACACACACACACACACACACACACACACACACACACAGUUCUUAGUUAAUUGAAUUAUUUUGAAAUAUUUUCUCCAGGCAGAUAUAAUGCUUUUAGCCUUAUGUUGAGUCAGGGUGAGUCACUUUGAAGUAUGAGUAAGUCAGUCUCUUAAUGUGGUGGAAGCUGCCACAUGAGAAACGUCAGUAGAGUGUACAUCUCAGGAACAGAACAUGUCAUCUCAUUUUGAUUUGAUCUAGAUUUGCCAUUUAAGUCACAUGGACAUUACUAUGAGUGCAAAACAAACGUACAAAAUCUUGAAACACAAAUUAAUGAAAUCUGCAGAUAGCAAAUGUAUCACAUCAGUGACCACAACAUGCUUCUUUGCUGGAGCUGAGUUAUGUAUUUUUCUACUUCUUCUUUUAAUACAAGCGGUGCAGCUUGUUUCUUUCCCCUCCAUUUCCUCAUAGAAACCCUAAGUCUCUCUCAGUGAGAACUACCUGUAUUGAUGUCUGUUUCCACUCGAUUAAUGGCUCAUUGAAUGCUUCUGGGCUUCCGCUGUCUGCAGAGCUCAUUGCUUCUUAUUAUCAUGAAGAGCCAAUGCUGUUGUCUGUGCGCCAGGCUAGGGUAUUUGUGAAACAUACUCAGUUUGGAGUGGUUCCUGUGUCAAGGUUCACAAAAGCCACAACUGCUGUCAUAAGACAGACAUGGUGAGUCAUCUCAUUCAAGGGAUGUGCCCUUCUUUAAAUAUGUUUGAAAGUAAAUGGUUUACUCACACAGAGUCACACAUGUUUCAAUUACAUGCUGAGUUCACCCCAGUGCACCUGCUCAUGGAUGAAGUACCAGAUAAUUUAAAUUCAUUUUGUACAUUCCUUUGUGUGUUUGCAUGUGUGUGCGCGUGAGCAAGAACACGAUGGAGAAAUAGAGGAAGAGAAUUCAAUGAAAUGGUUCCUUUUCCGCCCACCAGUUUGCCAUCUUGUGAUGCACUGAUGCAUAGAGAAGGCAGUGAGAGCCCAUUUCUCUUACAUUCAAGUGGACUUGCAUUACUCCCAGACCAUUUGCCCCUGCUGAAGAGGCAAGCAGUGGAGGAAAUGGAUGAAUACACAGCACAGUUUCAUAUUACCAUAGUCAUGAACACUCACUGGUCUGGAGCCUCUCAUACUGACCAAUGUAAAUACUUCCUUCGAUUUUGAGAACUAGAAUAACAAAGGUUUGUUUGCUGUAUGUGUGGAAUAACAUUGGAGGUUGACUCCUCAAAGUGUAAACCAAAAAGAGUUGUUGAUGUACUGCAGUUUAAAACUGAGGAAAUUACAAAAUGGUCUGGCUUAUCGCCACAGAGAUAUAGCUAUGGUACAAUCACUCUGUAGAUAAACCCCUUUUAAAUGUCAGCCAAUUGUCAUUUACUGUUCAGAGCGUCAAUAAGAACAAUGAAACCGGAGGGAAAAUGUGACACAAAAUGUAUUACCGAGUCUUCUGUGCAGCAGGGGCUGGCUGGACUGAAAUUGCUUAAAUGAUGAGGUAGCGGUGAAGAACAUCAAAAAAUCUGGGAAGUACUACUAUGAAUAAAGAUGAGUUUCUAUAUCACUCCAUUAUUUUCUGAGACCUGUAUACGACCUUUCCCCAUUACAUUUUUGUGGUUUAAGCUGAUGACAGAUCAUGAUGAUGAUUAUGAGGUCAGCACAUAAACACACAAUAGUGGCAUUUAAAUCAUUUAAAGGAUUCUCUCUGAAGUCCUUGAGCUGUGAAUGUGUGAAAACACCUGUAGUCCCAACCUUGCAGACGGACCACACAGCACCUUAAAUCCCCAUACUGACACGAUGCUGAGAGCCUGUCAACACAGCUCACUGCUGUUGGAAUGCCACUUUUAUAAUGAACUCAGAGCCCAGCAGUGUAUGAGAACAGACUGCUACUUGGGUUCUUAUAGAGUGAGAGGAGGGAGAGGAAUGGGAAAGAGAACGGUAUAUGUGUUGUUUGGACUCAGUAGUACCUCUGCACUUUAUGAUGUGUUGGUAGAAGUAUUAUGACAGCUCCAACCCUGGAUUCCUCGAACCAACCAAAACCCCUCUCAAUGUUAUUGCUUUGGUGUUUGACUCUCUGUACUUUCCCCAACUGAAAAUGUUUGUGUGAGAGAAAGAGAAUAUAAAAAGGAGAUGUCUUUGAUGGUAGCAUUUCCAUAUCAAUAUUCCCUGUGCCACCUGAAAAACAAAUGUCAUUAAAAUGGCUACUUUGAUAAAGCAGCUCCAUUUCCCCUGUCUGGCUGUUUGUGUCAGGAUGUGUCAAUCACAGGCCAAGCCUGGGCCUUUGAUGUCUGGGUACAGUGGUGCUCUAUCUGUCAGAGUUGUGGCCUCAGCCUCCUCAGUGAGCACUGACUGAGAUAGGAGUUCUAUGUUAACGUUCCCUUGCUCCCUCCUUCCUACUUUACAAGGGUUCUUUGUUCUGCUAAAGACUCCCAAAUCCUCCUAGAAUUUGAUGUCGUAGGGAGACUUCACAUCUGAAAGCUAAUCAAUAGCCAGACAUGUUAAAAUAGAAACCUGAGGCUGUGCAUACAAAAAACUAUUGAUUUGUCUUUUCGCCCGAGCUCUUCUGUUGGACUGGAUCAAAGGAUAAUCCCUCUGUUGCUGGAGCUCAGGUAUACGGUUCCACAAUGCACAUCGGUCUGGAGGAGUCGGGAAUCUCCACGGAUUUGUCUUGAAUCCUCCACUCUCAUCUGCUGUCUUAGAAGAUUUAGGGCAGGGGUUCCCAAACAUUUUUGCUGUGCGACCCCAAUUUGAUAUACACAAAAAAUUGCGACCCCACCAUGUGAAGAAAGUGAUGUAAUCAACAGCCAAUGUUUACUUUUUUAAUUAGGGCUAUGACAGUUUAUUACAAAUCAGUCUGACAGCAUAUAUAUUUCAAUCUUAAAGAAGUAUGGGUUGAAGUGACUGAAAUGUAUCAGAAAGGUAUUGGGAAGUUCAGAAGAUCCUCAGGCAAUAACUUUGUAUGACCUUCUGUGUAGAAAAGAACAUCAUCAUUGAUAAUGUUCUUUCCCCCCCACUCUGAUUUAGUGCCUGGUCUUGUCCACUCUGUUCUAAUGAGCCCUUGUGGGCAUUGUAGAGGGAAACAGAAGAGGUGGAUGUGUUCCUCGGCAGGUAGCUUAGUGGUUAAGAGUGUUGUGCCAGUAACCGAAAGGUCGUUGUGCCAGUAACCGAAAGGUUGCUGGUUCUAAUCCCCGAGCUGACUAGGUGAAAAAUCUGUCGAUGUGCCCUUGAGCAAGGCACUUAACCCUAAUUGCUCUGGAUAAGAGCGUCUGCUAAAAUGUAAUGUAAAUGUUAUCUUUCAGUGAUGGGGUCAUAAUAUUUUGUUAUUAAACCAUUAGAAAGAUAUAGCCACAUUUGUAGGAAGACAACAGAUACCGCUCUGUUUAUUGUAACCGCAUCUAACGACUACCGGAAGUUAUUUACUUAAUGAUUCGGUUCUAUGAACCAAGCACAAGUUUCUCUUGCGACCCCAUUUCCAAAUCAGGCGACCCCUAGUUUGGGGAACGCUGCUGUAGGGAUUGAUUAUAAUAUUAGAUCUCUAUGAAGGUUUUUUAAACUCCUUCAAAUACCACAGCUACGCAUAACUUCCUGUAUGUCUGUUUUUGUCUGUCCAUCUGACUUUCAUCCAAAAGUCUACAGCUGUCCCUUCAAGUCACACAGAGGAUUUAGCCACAGGUCGAGGGGCUUUAGCUGCUUAAUACACACACACCGUUCCAGACAUUACUCUCACAGCUGCAGCCUAAUGACAGAAUAAUGCUAACAGAAGCAUCAGGUUGCAGCCUUGUCCCUGCCGCUAGCUCUAUGCGGCCAAAAAAUAAUUUAGUUAAAGGUGACCAGAAUGGAGUCCUCCUGGGAGGUUUCUGAUUGGAUAUAAAGUGGGAGAGUGAUUCAUCAUAGUUAAUCAAUGCUCCUGACAGCUCGAAUCAGCAGGGGCGCCACAUGUGCCAGCUACCUCUAAUGCUUUUCUGCCAGAUGGCAAAUUAUCCAUACGGCAAACAGUGAGGUGUCAGUCUAAAGUCAGAUAGAUGUCGUGAGUAACCAUGUUUAAUCAAAUCUUCACUGUCUUCAUACAAAAAAAGAAUCAUACAGUUUUAGGCCUACAGUUUUAGUUGUUUGGUACAAGAACAUUUUUUUUCAUUGGUUGGGAUUCAAUUGAUUAUUAUGCAAAGGCAUACAUACUGUAUCAUAGGAUACUUUUCUUGGAUGGGCAAGUCCUUUAAGUGACCACUGGCAGGUGUCAGACUCAGAGAUGUUAGCCUUGGGUAAAACUACAGUCCUAAGCCCUCAAAUGAAGUGACAGAACAUACACUAAAUGACCAGAAGUAUGUGGACACCUGCUCGUCAAAUAUAUCAUUCCAAAAUCAUGGGCAUUAAUAUGGAGUUGGUCCCCCCUUUGCUGCUAUAACAGCCUCCACUCUUCUGGGAAGGCUUUCCACUAGAUGUUGGAACAUUGCUGUGGGGACUUGCUUCCAUUCAGCCACAAGAGCAUUAGUGAGGUCGGGCACUGAUGUUGGGCGAUUAGACCUGGUUCGCAGUUGCGUUCCAAUUCAUCCCAAAGGUGUUCGAUGGGGUUGAGGUCAUGGCUCUGUGCAGGCCAUUCAAGUUCUUCCACAUCGAUCUCGACAAACCAUUUCUGUAUGGACCAUGCUUUGUGCAUGGGGGCAUUGUCAUGCUGAAACAGGAAAGGGCCUUCCCCAAACUGUUGCCAAAAGGUUAGAAGCACAGAAUCGUCUAGAAUGUCAUUAUACUGUAUGCUGUAGUGUUAAGAUUUCCCUUCGCUGGAACUAAGGGGCCUUAACCAUGAAAAACAGCCCCAGACCAUUAUUCCUCCUCCACCAAACUUUACAGUUGGCACUAUGCAUUCGGCAGGUAGCGUUCUCCUGUCAUCCAUCAAACCCAGAUCCGUCUGUCGGACUGCCAGAUGGUGAAGCGUGAUUCAUCACUCCAGAGAACGCGUUUCCACUGCUCCAGUCCAAUGGCGGCAAGUUUUGCACCACUCCAGCCAAUGCUUGGUAUUGUGCAUGGUGCACAUGGUGGUUUGUGUGCGGCUGCUUGGACAUGGAAACCAUUUCAUGAAGCUCCCGACGAACAGUUAUUGUGAUGACAUUGCUUCCAGAGGCAGUUUGGUACUCGGUAGUGAGUGUUGCAACCGAGGACAGACGAUCUUUACACACUACACCCUUCAACACUCUGCGGUCUCAUUCUGUGAGCUUGUGUGGCUUACCACUUGGCGGCUGAGCCGUUGUUGCUUCUAGACGUUUCCACUUCACAAUAACAGCACUUAUAGUUGACCGGGGCAGCUCUAGCAGGGCAGAAAUUUUAUGAACUGACUUGUUGGAAAGGUGGCAUCCUAUGACGGUACCACGUUGAAAGUCACUGAGCUCUUCAGUAAGGCCAUUCCACUGCCAAUGUUUGUCUAUGGAGAUUGCAUGGCUGUGUGCUCGAUUUAUACACCUGUUAGCAACGGGUGUGGCUGAAAUAGCCGAAUCCAAUAAUUUGAAGGGGUGUCCACAUACCUUUGUAUAUAUUGUGUACAUGUAGAUGUUGAUCCCUUUUUAAGGCUGCAGCUGUUUGUUUUUUUCAGCUGAGAGGGAGGUAGUGGUUUGUCUCUGUGUGUCUGUGACUCUUCUAAUCAUGACUGGUAAUGUUUUGUUUUAGUGGUAGAUCAGCUUUAAUUUUGUAGAUUGAUUGUGGGUUCUAUCAAUUUCAUUGUUUGCAUCAUUUCUAGUCCCCCUUAUUUUUUAUUUAUAAAAAUAAAUAAUCAACCCUACCACCCCUCUCCUGAUUGGAGUAAACUAACAGACAACCAUACUUCUACUGCUAUUUACAACUACUUUCGCUCACAUGUACAGUACAUGUAGUUAAAUAAUUAUACAUAUAGUCUUAUUUUCCUUUUUCUGCAAGUGCUGGAUUUUCAUUCACCAUUCAUCUUAACUCCACAGAUUAACCCAACUUUCCCAGUAUAAUGCCAUUUUGCAAAAAUCUUUUGCAAUACAUCCCUCCAUUUUACUGUGAUGUCUUACGAGGGUCUUGAACCUCCCUAUUUGUAACAUUUCUACUGAUAUUGCCCUCAAAAUAAAUACUUUACCCAUGAGUAUAAUGACAUUUCCCAUUGACUGAUUGUGUUUUUUCCGAUCACCUAACAAUACAGUUAUGGCUGGUAAUAUUAGUAGUCUUCUGAUUGUACAGGACGUUUGUGCUGCAGCACUUGUCUUGAGAGAACCCCCCAACUUUUAAUAACAGUUUCAGUCAAGAAACUUCCUGGAAAACAAAAGUCCAUGAAAAUAUACAUCUCUCCGGUAUCCAGCUGUUUUUGGCUUUGUGCCAUUCUUGAUCUCAAGGAUGUUAAAUGACAGUAUUGAUACAUACAGUGAGCGAAAAAAGUAUUUGAUCCUCUGCUGAUUUUGUACGUUUGCCCUCUGACAAAGACAUGAUCAGUCUAUCAUUUUAAUGGUAGGUUUAUUUGAACAGUGAGAGACAGAAUAACAACAAAAAAAUCCAGAAAAACGAAUGUCAAAAAUGUUAUAAAUUGAUUUCCAUUUUAAUGUGGGAAAUAAGUAUUUGACCCCUCUGAAAAACAUGACUUAGUACUUGGUGGCAAAACCCUUGUUGGCAAUCACAGAGGUCAGACAUUUUUUGUAGUUGGCCACCAGGUUUGCACACAUCUCAGGAGGGAUUUUGUCCCACUCCUCUUUGCAGAUCUUCUCCAAGUCAUUAAGGUUUCGAGGCUGACGUUUGGAAACUCGAACAUUCAGCUCCCUCCACAGAUUUUCUAUGGGAUUAAGGCCUGGAGACUGGCUAGGCCACUCCAGGACCUUAAUGUGCUUCUUCUUGAGCCACUCCUUUGUUGCCUUGGCCGUGUGUUUUGGGUCAUUGUCAUGCUGGAAUACCCAUCCACGACCCAUUUUCAAUGCCCUGGCUGAGGGAAGGAGGUUCUCACCCAAGAUUUGACGGUACAUGGCCCCGUCCAUCGUCCCUUUGAUGCGGUGAAGUUGUCCUGUCCCCUUAGCAGAAAAACACCCCCAAAGCAUAAUGUUUCCACCUCCAUGUUUGACGGUGGGGAUGGUGUUCUUGGGGUCAUAGGCAGCAUUCCUCCUCCUCCAAACACGGCGAGUUGAGUUGAUGCCAAAGAGCUCGAUUUUGGUCUCAUCUGACCACAACACGUUCACCCAGUUCUCCUCUGAAUUAUUCAGAUGUUCAUUGGCAAACUUCAGAUGGGCCUGUAUAUGUGCUUUCUUGAGCAGGGGGACCUUGCGGGCGCUGCAGGAUUUGGUGUUCUCGGGGUGAUGAGAGGUGUUGGGUUUGCGCCAGAUAUAGCAUUUUUCUUGAUGGCCAAAAAGCUCAAUUUUAGUCUCAUCUGACCAGAGUACCUUCUUCCAUAUGUUUGGGGAGUCUCCCACAUGCCUUUUGGCGAACACCAAAUGUGUUUGCUUAUUUUUUUCUUUAAAAAUAGGCUUUUUCUUGCCACUCUUCCGUAAAGCCCAGCUCUGUGGAGUGUAUGGCUUAAAGUGGUCCUAUGAACAGAUACUCCAAUCUCCGCUGUGGAGCUUUGUAGCUCCUUCAGGGUUAUCUUUGGUCUCUUUGUUGCCUCUCUGAUUAAUGUCCUCCUUGCCUGGUCUGUGACUUUUGGUGGGUGGCCCUCUCUUGGCAGGUUUGUUGUGGUGCCAUAUUCUUUCCAAUUUUUUUAUAAUGGAUUUUAUGGUGCUCCGUAGGAUGUUCAAUGUUUCUGAUAUUUUUUUAUAACCCAACCCCGAUCUGUACUUCUCCACAACUUUGUCCCUGACCUGUUUGGAGAGCUCCUUGGUCUUCAUGGUGCCGCUUGCUUGGUGGUGCCCCUUGCUUAGUGGUGUGGCAGACUCUGGGGCCUUUGAGAACAGGUGUAUAUAUACUGAGAUCAUGUGACAGAUCAUGUGACACUUAGAUUGCACCCAAGUGGACUUUAUUUAACUAAUUAUGUGACUUCUGAAAGUAAUUGGUUGCACCAGAUCAUAUUUAGGGGCUUAAUAGCAAAGGGGGUGAAUACAUAUGCACGCACCACUUUUCCGUUAUUUAUUUUGUAGAAUUUUUUGAAACAAGUUAUUUUUUUCAUUUCACUUCACCAAUUUGGACUAUUUUGUGUAUGUCCAUUACAUGAAAUCCAAAUAUAAAUUUAUUUAAAUUACAGGUUGUAAUGCAACAAAAUAGGAAAAACGCCAAGGGGGAUGAAUACUUUUGUAAGGCACUGUAUACUUAACAAAUUACCAGACAAUCGUGAGCUGGCAUUUGUAGGUUAAAUACUGUGGAUGUUAUCCAUACAUAUCUUACUUUUGUUGAAAGUAUAAAUUAUAUUAUAAACUGUGUGGUUCGAGCCCUGAAAGCUGAUUGGCUGACAGCCAUGGUAUAUCAGACCGUAUACUAUGGGUAUGACAAAACAUUUAUUUUUACUGCCCUAAUUACAUUGGUAACCAGUUUAUAAUAGCAAUAAGGCACCUCGGGGGUUUGUGGUACAGUGGGGAAAAAAAGUAUUUAGUCAGCCACCAAUUGUGCAAGUUCUCCCACUUAAAAAGAUGAGAGAGGCCUGUAAUUUUCAUCAUAGGUACACGUCAACUAUGACAGACAAAUUGAGAAUUUUUUUCCCAGAAAAUCACAUUGUAGGAUUUGUAAUGAAUUUAUUUGCAAAUUAUGGUGGAAAAUAAGUAUUUGGUCACCUACAAACAAGCAAGAUUUCUGGCUCUCACAGAUCUGUAACUUCUUCUUUAAGAGGCUCCUCUGUCCUCCACUCGUUACCUGUAUUAAUGGCACCUGUUUGAACUUGUUAUCAGUAUAAAAGAUACCUGUCCACAACCUCAAACAGUCACACUCCAAACUCCACUAUGGCCAAGACCAAAGAGCUGUCAAAGGACACCAGAAACAAAAUUGUAGACCUGCACCAGGCUGGGAAGACUGAAUCUGCAAUAGGUAAGCAGCUUGGUUUGAAGAAAUCAACUGUGGGAGCAAUUAUUAGGAAAUGGAAGACAUACAAGACCACUGAUAAUCUCCCUCGAUCUGGGGCUCCACGCAAGGUCUCACCCCGUGGGGUCAAAAUGAUCACAAGAACGGUGAGCAAAAAUCCCAGAACCACACGGGGGGACCUAGUGAAUGACCUGCAGAGAGCUGGGACCAAAGUAACAAAGCCUACCAUCAGUAACACACUACGCCGCCAGGGACUCAAAUCCUGCAGUGCCAGACGUGUCCCCCUGCUUAAGCCAGUACAUGUCCAGGCCCGUCUGAAGUUUGCUAGAGUGCAUUUGGAUGAUCCAGAAGAGGAUUGGGAGAAUGUCAUAUGGUCAGAUGAAACCAAAAUAUAACUUUUUGGUAAAAACUCAACUCGUCGUGUUUGGAGGACAAAGAAUGCUGAGUUGCAUCCAAAGAACACCAUACCUACUGUGAAACAUGGGGGUGGAAACAUCAUGCUUUGGGGCUGUUUUUCUGCAAAGGGACCAGGACGACUGAUCCGUGUAAAGGAAAGAAUGAAUGGGGCCAUGUAUCGUGAGAUUUUGAGUGAAAACCUCCUUCCAUCAGCAAGGGCAUUGAAGAUGAAACGUGGCUGGGUCUUUCAGCAUGACAAUGAUCCCAAACACACCGCCCGGGCAACGAAGGAGUGGCUUUGUAAGAAGCAUUUCAAGGUCCUGGAGUGGCCUAGCCAGUCUCCAGAUCUCAACCCCAUAGAAAAUCUUUGGAGGGAGUUGAAAGUCUGUGUUGCCCAGCGACAGCCCCAAAACAUCACUGCUCUAGAGGAGAUCUGCAUGGAAUGGGCCAAAAUACCAGCAACAGUGUGUGAAAACUUGUGAAGACUUACAGAAAACAUUUGACCUGUGUCAUUGCCAACAAAGUGUAUAUAACAAAGUAUUGAGAAACUUUUGUUAUUGACCAAAUACUUAUUUUCCACCAUAAUUUGCAAAUAAAUUCAUUAAAAAUCCUACAAUGUGAUUUUCUGUAUUUUUUUCCUCAUUUUGUCUGUCAUAGUUGACGUGUACCUAUGAUGAAAAUUACAGGCCUCUCUCAUCUUUUUAAGUGGGAGAACUUGCACAAUUGGUGGCUGACUAAAUACUUUUUUCCCCCACUGUAUAUGGCCAAUAUACCAUGGCUAUGGGCUGUAUCCAGGCAGUCCGCGUUGCGUCGUGCAUAAGAACAGCCCUUAGCCAUGGUAUAUUGGCCAUAUACCACACCCCCUCAUAACUUAUUGCUUAAGUAAACAUCCCCCAACCUCCUGAGUCCUAUACUACGAAUCAGGUUUGAGGAGUUAGCGAGGUAACUUUGGUCAACUCAGAGUUCAACUUGGGAUAACCGGUCACACAAUGUGGCUCACCAGGUACAUUUCUAUGGCAACGAAUCCCUCAGUACUAACCUGGUCUGGGUCAGGCUAACUCAGGGCUAACUCCACUUAUCAUGAAUGAAGUGUCUGAGCCAUGAGUUGAGGACAAAUUAAAUCAUAUUCCCUCCCUCUCGCAAAGAUUGCGUCAUCAUCCCUUUCCUCGCUGAUUAAAUAUUUUAUUACAUGUUUUUUUGUGUUAAAAAUAGUCACAUUAAACUUGACUUAUUGCACAUUUUGUUGUGUUACAGCCUGAAUUCAAAAUUGAUUAAAUAUAUAUUUUUCUCACCCAUCUAGACCUAAUACCCCAAAAUGACAAAGUGAAAACAUGUUUUUUAGAAAUGUUUGCUAAUUUAUUGAAAAUGAAAUACAGAAAUAUAAGUAUUCACAGUCAAUACAUGACCUUUGGCCGCAAUUACAGCUGUGAGUCUUUACUGGGUAAGUCUCUAAGAGCUUUGCACACCUGGAUUGUACAAUAUUUGCACAUUAUUCUUCAAAUAAUUCUUCAAGCUCUGUCAAGUUGGUUGUUGAUCAUUUCUAGACAGCCAUUUUCAAGUCUUGCCAUAGAUUUUCAAGCCGAUUUAAGUCAAAACUGUAACUCGGCCACACAGGAACAUUCAAUGUCGUCUUGUUAAGCAACUCCAGUGUAUAUUUGUCCUUGUGUUUUAGGUUAUUGUCCUGCUGAAAGGUGAAUAGGUCUCCCAGUGUCUGUUGAAAAGCAAACUGAACCAGGUUUUCCUCUAGGAUUUUGCCUUUGCUUAGCUCUACGUUUCUUUUUAUCCCCAAAAAACGUCCUUGCUGAUGACAAGCAUACCCAUAACAUGAUGCAGCCACCACUAUGCUUGAAAGUAUGGAGAGUGGUACUCCGUAAUCUGUUGUGUUGGAUUUGCCCCAAACAUAACGCUUUGUAUUCAGGACAUAAAGUUAAUUUAUUUGUCCCAUUCUUUGCAGUAUUACUUUAGUACCUUAUUGAAAACAGGAAGAAUGUUUUGUAAUAUUUUUAUUCUGUACAGGACUCCUUCUUUUCACUCUGUCAUUUAGGUUAGUAUUGUGGAGUAACUACAAUGUUGUUGAUCUAUCCUCAGUUUUCUCCUAUCACAGCCAUUAUACUCUGUAACUGUUUCAAAGUCACCAUUGGCCUCAUGGUGAAAUCCCUGAGCGGAUUCCUUCCUCUCCAGCAACUGAGUUAGGAAGGACGCCUGUAUCUUUGUAGUGACUGGGUGUACUGAUACACCAUCCAAAGUGUAAUUAAUGACUUCACCGCGCUCAAAGGGAUAUUCAAUGUCUGCUUUUUUUUAUUUUUUACCCAUCUACCAAUAGGUGCCCUUCUUUGCGAGGCAUUGCAAAACCUCCCUGGUCUUUGUGGUUGAAUAUGUGUUUGAAAUUCACUGCUUGACUGAGGGACCUUACAGAUAAUUGUAUGUGUGGGGUACAGAGAUGUGGUUGUCAUACAAAAAUAAUGUUAAACACUAUUAUUGCACACAGAGUGAGUCCGCGCAUCUUAUCAUGUAACUUGUUAAGCAAAUUUACACUAAUCGUUCAAAAGUUUGGGGUCACUUAGAAAUGUCCUUGUUUUCGAAAAAAAUAAAGCAAUUUAUUUCUCCAUUAAAAUAACAUGAAAUUGAUCAGAAAUACAGUGUAGACAUUGUUAAUGUUGUAAAUGGCUAUUGUAGCUGGAAAUGGCUGAUUUUUAGUGGAAUAUCUACAUAGGUGUAACAAAGUCCCAUUAUCAGCAACCAUCAGUAUUGUGUUCCAAUGGCACGUUGUGUUUGCUAAUCCAAGUUUAUCAUUUUAAAAGGCUAAUUGAUCAUUAGAAAACCCUUUUGCAAUUAUGUUAGCACAGCUGAAAACUGUUGUGCUGAUUAAAGAAGCAAUAAAACUGGCUAUAACCAGAAUAGAAAGAGGAGUGGGAGGCCCCGGUGCACAACUGGGAUGCUGACCUUCUAGGCAGAGUUGCAAAGAAAAAGCCAUAUCUCAGACUGGCCAAUAAAAAGAAAAGAUUAAGAUGGACAUUCUGAGAUAUGGCUUUUUCUUUGCAACUCUGCCUAGAAGGUCAGCAUCCCGGAGUCGCCACUUCACUGUUGACGUUGAGACUGGUGUUUUGCGGGUACUAUUUAAUGAAGCUGCCAGUUGAGGACCUGUGAGGCUCCUGUUUCUCAAACGAGACACUCUAAUGUAUUUGUCCUCUUGCUCAGUUGUGCACCGGGGCCUCCCACUCCUCUUUCUAUUCUGGUUAUAGCCAGUUUGCGCUGUUCUGUGAAGGGAGUAGUAUACAGCGUUGUACGAGAUUUUUACAUUAUGGGGUAUUGUGUGUAGGCCAGAGACACAAAAUCUUAAUUUAAUACGUUUUAAAUUCAGGCUGUAACACAACAAAAUGUGGAAAAAGUCAAGGGGUGUGAAUACUUUCUGAAGGCACUGUAUCACAUUACACAUUUAGUGACAGGAUGUUGAAACUUCACCCACAGUAAAACCUUUGUAUGACUUAUUUUAUCGAUAGGAGUGUGAAAAAAGGUGCUUGUGCAUUGAUAAGCACACCAAAGACGGCAUUAACGAUACAUAAUAAAGAAAAACGUCACUUCCUAUUUCACACCAUAGCCUGCUGAGUUCACAAGAUAACUUUUCUUUCAUGUUGAUUUCUAAAAGAAAAUGCAAAUGUGGCACUGACUCGCCAUGGAUUGAUGUCUCAGCAUUGUCUCAAUGAAGAGUUCGGCAUUCAACUAGUCACGCGCAGUUACACGCCUGCAAGAGUUUGCGGCAGGCGGACGAGCAAUAUCCACAGUCAUAAUACGGAUGAAGCCUGAGCUGGAAUGUGAAAAUUAUUGAAGCUGAGUAGAUCUAGCUAGCGUUGUAGUGUUACCACUCUGGUCUUUUAUUUGCCACCAACUACCGUAAAUGAACAACUUAUGAGUGGGAUAUGAGUGGGAGUAUUGUGAGUGAAUAGUGUUGUGAGAGUUCAAAGUAUAAAUAGAAAAUGCAAAGAUGCUACAUAUACCUGUGUAGUCGCCAUAGAGCUAUAUCUCAUGUUGUGUAAUAUAAUUAAUAGGGCAGUACCCUGGGCAUGGCAUCUUUCCUUGUGUUUGGUGCUACCAUCUUAACCAGAAACUGUCUGUUGUCAACCAGCUGUCUUUAAGAACUAUACUCCCUGAGCAAAACACUGCCCAUUGCAAGACCUCCCCUCUUCUCCUUUGUACUGUCCCAAACCUUCCACUAACCUCAGCAAGCUGUAGUCCUCUCUAACACCUUUCCCUUUGCCCGCCCAGUGACUCUCCUCCCUAUGACCUGUCCCUUUUACCCUCUGAGUGUGGCCUGUCCCCUCUCCCCUGGUCCACUGCACUGUGAGCUCUGUUCACCCUGUGGUCCUGAAUGUAGCGCGUCUCUUGCAGAGGAAGGGGUCAGCAGCAACCCCUGGAGCGGCCCCGUCACCGUGCCCACAGGGAGGGGGCCCCAGGGCAGGGGCCGAGCAGUGGAGGACCCCAGUAGAAACAGGAGAGCUCAUCCCAAUUGGGCAAUUCUGGGUAAUUAA
Messenger RNA from Coregonus sp. 'balchen', 17656 nucleotides. NCBI's taxonomy places the organism in Eukaryota, Metazoa, Chordata, Actinopteri, Salmoniformes, Salmonidae. The record is from the annotation of a GenBank genome assembly.